CUGGCUCAGUUGGUUAGAGCGCCAGUCUCAUAAAUUCAUAUGAGUGAUGUUGCAUCAUCAAUCUGGAGGUCAACAGUUCGACCCUGUUGAGGAGCAAUGAUAGUUUUGCUGCUUUCUGCUCUUGUCUUCCUUGUGUUCCCGCGGACAUCCUGCCAAUCGCCCUUCGUAUUCAUUCGCCAAAUACUCCAGACCUGUCCAUACUGGAGCGAAGUUAUCGAUGUUUUCGGAUAUAUUCAACGGCAACGAAGCCAAGGCACUCAUGCUCAUGCAUGGCAAGCCAGGCCUGGGCCUUCUAAAAUUUACAAGCUAUUUGGGUACAAGCCUACAUUGGGCGAACCCACGGGCAAAACAAGACAGAACAAAUAUCAGAGAGAUCGCAGGUCGUCCAAGCGGCCCAAGAGCAGGGAGGAUAAGCCUGAUGGCAGUGGCAAUCAAACGUGCAGUCAGAUGUAAUAUGACAAGGGGAGAGAGAUUCACACACCGGGAUGUGGAUUGUCCCACUCGAAUGGCGAGGGCCCCAAACUCUUCCCGAACCAGACGAGGCAAUAGAAUGACGCGAGAGAGAGCACAACUAGAACGACGAAUAGGAUUGACGCCCCGACGUAUUCACCCCAGGUGCGCUCGCGCGGCUCGGGGGGCGCUCCUGAUUGGUCGUGAGAGUCGUCAUCAUGAGAAGGGGUACGAGUGUGAGUCUGAGUGUUAGUGUGAGUGUGGGUGUGGGUGUAAGCGUGAGUAUGAGCAUGAGUUUCAUGGUCGUGGUCGUGGUCGUGGUCGUGGUCUGGGUCUGGGUCUGGGUCGCGAUCGUGCUUUAGGUCGCGUUCGUGGUCUUGGUCGUGGUUGUCGUUGUGGUCAUGGUCGUCAGCCAAGCGAUCCGGGAGGGUGUCAUCCGGUUUAUGACCAGUCGGCGGCGAGGUCGGCUCGCCUUGCGUUUUCUUGUUCUUGCCCUUAUUUUUCUUCUUACCGCUCUUCUGCUUCUUCGCCGCGCCUGCGCCUGCGUCGUGACUAGGUCCCCCACCCCCGUGGAACGCACUUUCGGUAUCCUCGAUGAUCGCCUCCAGUUGCUCGGCGCGCUCCCUCCACUCUCUGCCGAUGUCCUCAUCCGGGUGGUCUGACAGCAGGUGCAUCAGAUCGACCAAUUCGUACGCGAAAUCCAGGCGCUGCGACGGAGUAGAGGCGGAUAGAAAUUGCGACUCCAUAGCGUUGUACGAGGGGAGGUGGAUCUCAGUGUACAUUUUGAGCCGCUUGGCAUCUUGGUAGGUCUGUGAGGAGGGCGGAUCGUCGCGCAGGAUGUGUUCAUAGGAUCGUGUGCCACCGCUGUGGCGACGAUGCUUGAUACGAGCCAUGUAAGACACGUCGUUAAUGGAAUCUAUGUCCAAGAAGCAAGCUGUGAAACGGGCUGUUCGGAGGAAAGACCCCGGAAAUUUGCGAGGUGCAAGAGGCGGAUGUAGCCGAAAUCUGUGAUGGCUCACAAGCUCCGGCAAGCUGCUUGCAUAGAGCACUACAUACAUAUAUACUUUCCACAGUCUGAUUUUCUGCUGAUAUCCUCGCACCUCGUCCCGGGUCUUCCGAAUCAGACCGCUCAAGGGUCUAUGUGCUCCUUCCGGCAUCCGUUGAGAUACAGCUAGCAUGCACGAUGCUUAUUUGGAGCGCUGUCUCCCUAUGAAAUGACGUCAAAGAACCCUUUCCUCCCGCUGUCCCCAUGUCUGCCAUCCUCUCGCCCUCGAAACACCACCAAAACACCUCGGGCCCCUUUGAGAACCCGUGGCCACCUGUUCUGACGAUGUUCGCCAGCGCAAUAUCACUUCUGCGGUUUCCAUUCGAACGAGCUACGCCGCUCGAGCAUGACCUGCAUGGCGUCGCUACUAUCGAAUCGCGGAAACCCGACUGGUCUAUCUUAGACCAGGCAGAGGACAGAGUGGGUGCUUGUUGGCUAGGGCAUGCAGGUUUUCUCGUUCAGCUACCGACGGGAUCACGGCCCAGACCCAUACGCAUCGUGUUCGACCCUAUAUUCUCUGAAAGAGCCUAUCCCUCCGCGUGGGUUGGCCCAAUUCGGCGACUGCCUGCUCCAUGUCAGGUGGAAGAUCUUCCCGAGGUGGACUUCGUCGCCGUCAGCCACAAUCAUUACGACCACUGCGACCUCGAAGCUCUCAAAGCGAUUCAUAAUCGCUUCCCCGUUGUUGCGUUCCUCGUACCGCUGGGAGUGAAGACAACGUUAGUGUCCGAAGGCGGCAUCGCAGAUUCGCAGGUGCACGAGCUCGACUGGUGGGAUGAGCUCGUGUUUCCGGAUAUCGCUGUCCGCUUCCAUUGCACACCUGCCCAGCAUAACAGUGGUAGGGGCGUACGCGAUCGCAACUACAGCUUGUGGUGCGGCUGGGCUGUGAGCACAUUGUCGGAGGGGGCUCCCUCUGUCUACUUUGCAGGCGAUACUGGUUAUCAGACGGCAGAUGGUCCUUGUCCUGUUUUCAGAGAGAUUGGGGAACGAUUAGGUCCUUUCGAGCUGGCCAUGGUCCCCAUCUGGUCUGGGGCAACCCUUACUUUCCUCGGGAAGCUGGGAUACCGCCUCUCAGACGACGCACACAUCGCGACUAUGCACGCGACCCCAGAAGAUGCUGUACACCUCGCUCAGGACGUGCGUGCGCAGCACACCUUGGCGAUGCACUUUGCGACUUUCGCAGGGACGGACGACGAGGCUCUGGAACCAUUGGUGCGUCUCGCUCGAGCGCAGGAUGGGACAGCAGAUUGGCGGAAGGAGAACGGUGUUGGGGCCAUCCAUGUUGGCGAGUGUGUAAUACUGAACUAGAUAGACCAGUGCUCCGAGAUUUUUUUCUGCGUCCCUUAUUCAUUCAGACAGCAGCAGCCACAUAGACCUUCCAACAUUGUUACUUACCGCUGCCCCUCAUCAACGAUAAAAAUACUUGGUAGAAUGUACCUUUCGGGAGCAUCUGGGGCUGAACAAAGGUCGGUGCCAGAUACAUGGCGCUCAGGCCGGAUCACUGUUCUACAUCGUAUUUGUUCGACCAU
Messenger RNA from Mycena citricolor, 3021 nucleotides. NCBI's taxonomy places the organism in Eukaryota, Fungi, Basidiomycota, Agaricomycetes, Agaricales, Mycenaceae. The record is from the annotation of a GenBank genome assembly.